Molecule: messenger RNA, 1284 nt
Organism: Aphanomyces invadans
Lineage: Eukaryota; Oomycota; Saprolegniomycetes; Saprolegniales; Verrucalvaceae
Exons: 3
Coding region: 95-1249 (384 amino acids)
Biological process (GO): protein transport to vacuole involved in ubiquitin-dependent protein catabolic process via the multivesicular body sorting pathway
Molecular function (GO): ubiquitin binding; phosphatidylinositol binding
Source: RefSeq, a predicted model, not a curated record
CUUGUGGCUGGGGCGUGCAUGCGACAACACCCGCCGGCCGCAUGCCCACUAUUUACAUCGAAGCAAUCCACUAAGGCCGCCAAUGUGACUCUCUAUGGUGAACCCUUCGACUGAAGAGAGCGGCAAAGUAGAUGGUCGCCGCCGCAAUACAUCGAUGUACCUGCCAAGACUAGUCAGCGCUACUGCUACAUCCGUCAAAGCGCCAAAAAUGCAUGGGAUAUCGCAACUAUCUUUGCACGCAACAGUGAAACGACCGGAUAUGAUGUUUUAUCCGGAUGAACAUACAUUCUUGGCAAAAUUUCCUCCAACGUGGCCUGUACACAUGGCAUCGGCGUACUCGGAUGCGGAGCAGGACGUUGGUGGUCUUGUUGACACGAUCUGUAGUGGCGAAGUGUCCAACCCCGACUGGAUCAACAUCCUCGAGUUGUGCGACUUAGUGAGCUGCUCAUCCUCGCACGCCGAGGAAACGGCGCGGAGCUUGCAGCGCGUGCUGGGGCGCCGCGUGGGCAAUGAUGAGCAGAGCGUGUCUCUUGCCCUCCUUGUGUCUGAAUCGGUCCUGAACAACUGUCCUGGUUUCUACAACUACCUCGCGAAUCGCGUGUUCCUCCAGGAAGUUGUUGCGCUAGUGAACCACACGUCACUGGACGUGCGAGAGCGUGCGUCGCGCAUGCUCCAAGAGUGGUCGACAAACUAUCCCAGCCAACCGAUAUUUCGUGACACAUACCAGCAACUGCGUGGGCAAGGCGUGGCGUUCCCUUCGACCCCGCUGUCUCCAUCGUCGUCCGCGGCCCGUGACUUUGCAAUCCCGUCCACAGACUUGGACAAACACCCUGCACCGACCAUCCCACCAAGCCUGGCGGCGGAGUUUCAAAAACUUAACCGCGACCUCGUCACGGUGCAGGAGAAAAUCCAGACGUACGAGACGCUUGUGUCGCUGGCUACGGCAGGCGCGAACGACGACCUGGACGACGUGCUUGACUUUUUGCAGCAGUGCCAGCCGCGCAUGAACACGUUGAUCGAAGCCGGGCUCGCGGGCAAACUCGAUGAGCGCACGCUCGAGAUCUGCUUGACGGUAAACGACCGACUCAUCGGCGUCCUCGAAGGCACAGCAUGCACGUCAACCAGCGCCACUCUAGAGUGCAAGCCAGCGGCGUAUUGCAACAACGAGCCUGACUAUCGAUCGGGGCCGAUGGCGCACUUGAUGCCAGCUCCUGCGCCGGCCCGCUUCACCCGAUCGGAUGCAGGUUAGCUUGGAUACAUAAUUCAGUCCUCGUCACUGCUUCA